Epinephelus fuscoguttatus (brown-marbled grouper) is the source of this 1656-nucleotide messenger RNA. RefSeq names its product leucine-rich repeat-containing protein 3-like. The record is from RefSeq and is a predicted model, not a curated record. The transcript has 5 exons. NCBI's taxonomy places the organism in Eukaryota, Metazoa, Chordata, Actinopteri, Perciformes, Serranidae. Gene Ontology annotation, cellular component: plasma membrane. The coding region runs from base 68 to 778 and encodes 236 amino acids. Gene Ontology annotation, molecular function: protein binding.
UUCUGUGGUGGAGUCAGCACAGAGGAUCCUGCUCCUUCUUUUGAUUCCUCCAUGGUCAAACCUGGUGAUGACAUCAUCACCCUUCACCGUGGCUCUCUGGCGCCACAACAACAGAGUCUCAGCCAGCAACGUCUGCCAGCGCUCAGAGAUGGCGGACGGAGGACUGACGGUCCGCUGCAGCGGACUGAGACUGACACAGGUACCUGUCGGCCUCUCUAACCUGACCGUCCGUCUGUUUCUGGAUAAAAACCUUCUCAGCUCUCUGCCGGCCGGCUCCUUCUCUGAUCUGUCGCUGCUCGAUGAGCUCGACCUGUCGCACAACCAGCUCUCCUCACUGGAAGCCGGUUGUUUCCGCGGUUUGGCGUCCUCGCUUCGCUUCCUGGACCUGUCAUCCAAUCAGUUGUCUUCGUUGGAGCUGGUGGCGCUCGGCGGGCUGCGAGCUCUCACCAACCUCACACGCAACCCGUGGCACUGUGACUGCAGGAUGCAGCUGUCGAUGCCUCAGCUGGAUCUGGACCCGUCAUCUCUCUCUGAAGUCAUCUGUCAAACCUCUGACCUGCCGAACCGCGGAGCUGUUGGGACGCCUCUGCUUCAGCUGCUGGACGACUGGGAUCUGUGUCUGUCUGUGAGAAGAACCACUGAUGUGGUGAUGCUGGUCACCAUGGUCCUCUGGUUCUCCACCCUCAUCUCCUACCUGCUCUACUACAUCCGACAGAACCAGGAACACGCCCGCCAACACAUGGAGUACAUCAAGGCUCUGCAGGGACGCCAGCUGUAGAGGAAGAUGGAGCGCCAGAGCCCAUUUUUGAAAACCAACACCCACCCAUCCUCAAAGCACCAGAACCGACCCGUUACCUGUCAUUAAGUCUAAGUAAAAACCUCACCCGUUAAUAAAAGUCCUGCGACCCUCCACCCAUGAUCAACCCCCCAGGCUCCAGUCCCUCACAUGAAGCCGAUUCUCCGUCUCUUUGACUGGAUGGUGAAAACAUUCAGUCACUGCCAGGUUAGGAAACAUGUUAGCAUGCUCCUUCCACCACCAUCAAACCUCCAAAGGAUCCUCCUUGGGUGUCUUGAACUCCAUGUAGGCUGCCACCUUAUCCUCGGGCUGCAGAGUGUCGUGGCUGGAGAUAUUGUGUUGUUUUAUGUGUCAGAGAAAUUUAUCAUGUUGUUGUUGUAUUAAAAGUUUGGAAGUUACUGGUGAUUUAAUAUUUGAAUUUAAAAGCUGUGAUUUGAGUCAACCUUUAGCUAGCAUGCUAACGCCAUGUGGCAGCAGAACAUGGCAGGGAGCAACUAGGUGAGAAAUGUUCCACAAAUUUUUAAAAAUAAUAGAUUAAAAAAACUAAGGAAAAACCAAUUUAUAAUUAUUAUAUUUACAUUUUAAAAUUAUGUCACAGAAUUAUUUUUUUUUUAUAAAAGCACUUUUUCCAGGUAAUUUUCUUUGUUUUAACUUUUUUAAAUUAAUUAUCUUGUUUUAAAUUUUCUCUUUAAUUUCUUGCAACUUUUUGAGGGAACGUUUCCUCUGUUCGUUGCUCGCUGCCUCCCUCCUGUGUUUGUUAAGAAUUUGGGGACCUGUGGAGUCUCCUCUCGUCUUAUUGGCUCACAGACCUGACGUGAGUUUAUUUAAUGAGAGCAGUUACUUUAAUGUGUCAAUCAUCU